Neoarius graeffei (lesser salmon catfish) is the source of this 1142-nucleotide messenger RNA. It is a transcript of the gene fgfr1op2, whose product is annotated as FGFR1 oncogene partner 2. The coding region runs from base 70 to 726 and encodes 218 amino acids. The record is from RefSeq and is a predicted model, not a curated record. Gene Ontology annotation, biological process: response to wounding. NCBI's taxonomy places the organism in Eukaryota, Metazoa, Chordata, Actinopteri, Siluriformes, Ariidae. The transcript is spliced from 6 exons.
CGUCACCGAUACCGGAACAGGAAGUGUAAAUUUAUUUGUCCAAGUUAGCCUUUUGGUUGCGGCUAAGAGAUGAGCUGCUCGCUGGAGAAGGUGCUGACAGACGCCAGGUCUCUGGUGGAGCGGCUCCGAGAUCACGACAACGCCGCCGAGAUCCUGAUCGAGCAAACCACUGUACUGAACAAACGUGUGGAGGCCAUGAAGCAGUAUCAGGAAGAGAUCGAGGCACUUAACCAGGUGGCGAGGCAUCGUCCCCGAUCUACUCUGGUAAUGGGUAUUCAGCAGGAGAACCGGCAAAUACGGGAACUGCAGCAGGAGAACAAAGAGUUGCGUACAUCUUUAGAAGAGCACCAGUCAGCGCUGGAGCUAAUCAUGAGCAAGUACAGAGAGCAGGUGUUCCGCCUCCUCAUGGCCAGCAAGAGAGACGACCCGGCGAUCGUCACGCAGCUCAAAGAGCAGCACACUAACGAGAUGCAGGCGCACAUAGACAAGAUAAACGAGAUGGCCACAGUGAUGAAGAAGGCCAUCGAAGUAGACGAAGGCCGUGCGUGUGAAGAUGAGGAGCGGAUCAAACAGCUGGAGUUGGAGAACAGAGGCCUGAGGGAGUUAUUGGGGAUUAGUCGAGAGGCCUUCCUGGUGCUGAGGAGAGAAGAGCGAGACGACGCGUCUGACAGCACCUCCCUGUCUCCACUCGUGACCAGCAGCGACCUGAGCUUGAGGAAGAGCUAGACGGAGUGUUUCCUUCUUCCCUGAACAACAGACUUUGCCUAACACUGAUUUCGCACACUGAACCUCCUCCGCAAAGAGACUCCCAGCACGGCCUGUUCGCGUUCCCGCAUAUCUCAGUAAAUCUGUGCAGCUUAUUUAAUAACCACACGGACAUCAGGUAUCAUUACUGCACCUAGAACUGUCGAAUGUGGAGACUGGAGUUAUAAAGUGAAUGUACAUAAUCAUUUCUCCAGCACUGUAAAUAAUGAGCACUUUGUUUAAGCGCUGUAAAUAUAUAUAUCGCAGUUAAUGGCUACAUGAUGUAAUUCAUUUUCAAAUCUCUUGUUUGUUUUUAAGGUUGCCUUGAGAUAUGGUACUUUGAAAUGUUGAGUGCGUGACAGAUUUAUUAAAACGAAUAAAAAUGGCACUGAUACACA